GAGAGAAACCUUCCCUUAGUGUAACCUCACAUCAAGCUUUCAUUAGAUCCCAACGUUUAAAUUGUUUAACGGAAAAAUAAUGUGUUAACAGGUGUCUCAACUAUCCUCAAAUGUCAUUUUCUGCACGAAAAGCUCGGAAAAUGAUAUUAAAACAUAGCUGAUGUGUGGUAAAAAUUGUUCAACAAAGCUGUAGAAAAGAAUGGAGAAGAGUGAUAAAUUGGAUUGCAAAUAUGGAGCGAAUUGUUACCAGAAAAACCCACAGCAUCAUCAAAAAUACAAACAUCCUGAGAGGCACGAUGAGACGGAUAGUUCUCCAAAGAGAGCCAGGACUGACGGAGAGGGACUUGAGUGCAGACAUGACACCUCUAAAGAGAUAGAAGAUAGAAUAGAGAUAGAAAAGCUCCCGUCAGAUCCUAAAGAGAAGAUAAAGUCCCUUUUCCUUCUCGAUAUGCCCCAGGACUUUUUUGAUUUCUUCGAGUUCUGCAGAACGCUGUCUACCAAGCCGAAGAAGGCGUUAGCGGCUGUCGGCUUGCAUCUAGUUGGGCCUUUUGACGUCCUGGACGGUGAGCUUAAAGAUUGUACGAAAGAAGAAGCACUCAGACACUACCGUUAUUUCUACGACCCACCUGAGUUUCAGACGGUGUUGAAAGGCCUUGACAAAACCGGAGAACACUAUGGGUAUUACAGGGAUGACCCGCAAGAACCGCCUUGCUUUGUCGGGUACAAUGAAGCUGAAAAAGGCUGUACCAUAACUAUCGUAGCAGAGAAUCUCUUUGGAGCUUUGAACUACCACUUGGAAAAAAUCAAAAAAACAGCAGACCCUUUUAAAAAGAUGCAGAUCCAAAAGAUACAAACUUCAUUGUCUAAAAAGGCUAAAACUGAUCAAAUUAAAUUGGAAGAAGUGACACCUGAGAUAAGAAAAAGAAGAAGUCACAUCGUCACAAAAACCUUCCACGGCGCGGGCAUAGUAGUGCCUUAUGACAAAAAGACCCAACUUGGUUAUAGAGAACUAGCAAUGAAUGAUAAAGACUUGAAGAAAGUCCUGAAAACCCUCUGCAAUGCUGAUUCCGAAUCAGAGAGGACGUCCGGAUGGAGCCAGUUGCAGCCCGUCAUCACAUUUUCAAACAUCGCCUGUGACGAGUAUGAUUUUGGGACCAGUUUGGAACUUGGCAUCAACCUCUUCUGCCAAGGCGCAGAAAUCCUGCAUAAAACAGCGAUUCAACAGCUGACUACAGCUUAUGCACUUUUAAACAGGCGAGAGUUUAUAGACAUUAUCAAAGCACACCUCGCUCAUAGGACAAAAAAUUUAUCAGAACUCAAUACAAUUGCUUUAUGAUUUUUUUAGUAUAUCUAUUAAUCCUGUUAAUGUUUUAAGAAAUAAUUUGUUAAUUUAUGAAAGGCAGUGUGAAAGGUUUAUGCAAAUCCUUGGUUUAUUUCCACAAAUGGGCCGAGCGCUCACAUAAUCAUUUGCCUAACAAAUCUAUUAAUGAUUUUUUACAGAAAAAAUUUGAGAUUCUUCUUAAUCCAUUUCUUUAUUUAUUUAUUUUCAGUUUCA
This is a messenger RNA of Cimex lectularius (bed bug), 1555 nucleotides long. It is a transcript of the gene Hpf1, whose product is annotated as histone PARylation factor 1. Gene Ontology annotation, biological process: regulation of protein ADP-ribosylation; DNA damage response. The transcript has 2 exons. Gene Ontology annotation, molecular function: poly-ADP-D-ribose binding; histone binding. Gene Ontology annotation, cellular component: nucleus. Lineage: Eukaryota; Metazoa; Arthropoda; Insecta; Hemiptera; Cimicidae. The record is from RefSeq and is a predicted model, not a curated record. The coding region runs from base 200 to 1336 and encodes 378 amino acids.